UGACUCAGUCAUUCAACAAAUAUCCUUUUUUUAAAAAUAAUUAUAUUUCCAUUCUUCUAACGCGUAAUUUGGGUCUAUAAGAAUUUCCAUAAAUUCUCUUCAGUAUUUUUAAACCCACUUCAUUUUUGUUUUUCUAAGCUUGCUCAAAAAAUGAACCCACCAUUUCUAUGGCUUCCUCAUGCAAAAUCCAAUCUAUUUUCUUUACUUUAACUUUAUUUUUACUUUCCUUUACCCCUCAAAUUGAUUCCCUUUCCUCUGUUUCAAUUUCAUAUACUUCUAACCAAACAAUAGUUUGUGGGUUAAUACCUUCUUAUAAUCAACAAUCAUUCAUAAAUUGUACUAGUUUCCCAACUGGAAUACAAUUCCAUUUCCCUAACGUUUCAUACAAUAGGAUUGUAGGGGGGAAUGGGUUUCUUUGUGGAUUGAGAUCACAAUCUAUUUCAUCAAAUAUGUCAGCAAUGGAAUGUUGGAGAUUUGUGGGUAAUAAUAAUAUUUUGCACAAAAGAAUUUAUAAGGGUCCCAGUUUGAACGAAUUUGAAGCUGGGAAUUCUCAUGUUUGUGGGAAUGUAAAUGGGAGUAGUAAAAUUAAUUGUUGGUUGUGGAAGGAAAGGAAAUUUUAUUCUAAUACCCAAUUUUUUUCAAAAAUUACUGUUGGGGAUGAUUUUGUUUGUGGGUUGAAUGAAAAUGGUAAUGUUUUUUGCUUAGGGAAUGAUACAAAUGUUGUGGGAAAAGAGCCUAAAAAUGGUGGGUUUAGUGUUAUUGCUUCUGGGUUACAUCAUGUUUGUGCAAUUUCUUUGAAUGGAGGAUUGAAUUGUUGGGGGAAAAUGGUGGGAAAUCACGUAGAAGGGGAGUUGUUUAAGGAUUUAGCAAUGGGAGAUGAUAGAAUUUGCGGAAUUAGGGUUAAUGAUACAGUUGUUUGUUGGGGAAAUGGUGAUUUUAAGAUACCUAAAAAGUUGGAAGGGACUUAUUUUACAGGGAUUGUAGCAAAAGGGAAUGUUUUUUGUGGUGUUGAAAGUAAUAAUUUUUCACUGUUGUGUUGGGGGAAUGACAUUCUUGAUGGGAAUCAAUUGGUUUUUGCUAGGGUGAUGCCUGGACAUUGUGCUAGGCAAUGCCCAUGUAGUAGGCCUUUACCCGGGUCGGGUGAUCUUUGUGGGCAAGGAAUGGUGGUGUGUGAACCUUGUGGUCUGAUGGGGCAGUUGUUUCCGCCAUCUCUGGUUUCUGGACCGGCUCCAUCGUUGGAGCCUUCGAAGUCGGAUGGCGAUAAGUGGACGGCUAAGAUGGUUGUAUUGCUAGUAGUAGGUUGCUUUGGGUGCCUUUCAUUGGUAGCAUCUAUUGUGUUCUUUUUGUGGUAUAGAUAUCGAGAUACUGGGGGCAGUCGAGUGCAUGAUUCGGGACCAAUUGAGCUCGUUGUCGAGAAUCCCCUUGGACGACGAGGAGGGGAUCAACAAACAGCGGCCCCAGCAUUAGAGAAACGGUUGAGCCACAUGUAUAGUAUGGGAAAUGGAGGACACUUAGAAGAGUUUCCCUUAGAGGUAUUACUUAAAGUGACCGAUGGCUUCUCACAAGAGUGUAGGGUUGGGAUAGGUAGUUUUGGAUCGGUGUAUUGUGGGGUUUUAGACGAUGGGAGAGAAGUGGCAAUUAAGCGAGCAGAAGUGUCAUCAUCGAAUCCGUUGGCAGCCAAGCGUAAGCAAGAAGAUAGGGAUGUUGCAUUCAUGGCAGAGCUCGAGUUUCUGUCGAGGCUUAACCACAAACAUCUCGUUAGGUUACUAGGGUUUUACGAAGAUGCGAAUGAGAGAGUGCUUGUAUACGAGUUCAUGAGUAAUUUCACCCUCCAUGACCAUCUUCACAAGUUGAAGGGCUCCUCUCCGCUCGCGUCAUGGCCUAAUCGACUCCAAGUGGCUCUCGAUGCAGCUCGAGGGAUUGACUACCUACAUGCCUAUGCAGUACCAGCCAUCAUUCAUCGAGAUAUUAAACCAUCGAACAUACUGCUCGACAGUAAUUGGACUGCCAAGGUUUCAGACUUUGGACUAUCUUUGAUGGGACCACCAGACGGGGAGUCUCAUCUCUCUCUUUGGGCUGCUGGUACCUUAGGAUACGUCGAUCCUGAAUACUACAAGCUCCACAUAUUGACAACAAAAAGCGAUGUCUACAGUUUUGGAGUCGUACUCCUUGAACUACUUAGUGGAUGCAAAGCCAUUCAUACCAAUGAGGAAGGAAUGCCAAGAAAUGUUGUCGAAUUCGUGCUGCCAUACAUUAUGCGAGGCGAAAUCCAUAGAGUUUUAGACCAAAACGUACCACCUCCAUCACCAGUGGAGAUAGACGCAGUGCGGUUCAUAGGUUACCUUGCCGUCGACUGUGUCAGUCUCGAAGGCCGAAAUCGGCCUUCGAUGUCAGAGGUUGUUAGUUGCUUAGAAAGAGCCUUAGCAUCUUGUUUGAUUCAGCCUACACUCUCCCCAUCGUCGACUCAGUCCUCACAUUGACCAUUUCACCUUAUUGAAAACUCAAGGUUCCUAUUUUAUUUGGGGUUGGGGAUUAUGGCAAGGACCAAGUCCAAAUUUUUUGUGGGAGGACUUUUCAAUCAUUUGUAAAUCAAAUUCUUUCAUUUGUAAACAUUGUACAUUAUUUUUAACAUCCAUAGAAAUGUCUUCCAAGGAAAAAAAGGAACUAUCUUCUAUA
This is a messenger RNA of Amaranthus tricolor (Joseph's coat), 2676 nucleotides long. RefSeq names its product serine/threonine-protein kinase-like protein CCR4. The record is from RefSeq and is a predicted model, not a curated record. Bases 168 to 2480 code for a protein of 770 amino acids. The transcript has a single exon. NCBI's taxonomy places the organism in Eukaryota, Viridiplantae, Streptophyta, Magnoliopsida, Caryophyllales, Amaranthaceae. Gene Ontology annotation, biological process: protein phosphorylation. Gene Ontology annotation, molecular function: protein serine/threonine kinase activity; ATP binding.